This is a messenger RNA of Brachypodium distachyon (stiff brome), 4849 nucleotides long. RefSeq names its product auxilin-like protein 1. The record is from RefSeq and is a predicted model, not a curated record. The transcript has 8 exons. Lineage: Eukaryota; Viridiplantae; Streptophyta; Magnoliopsida; Poales; Poaceae. Gene Ontology annotation, biological process: clathrin coat disassembly; clathrin-dependent endocytosis. Gene Ontology annotation, cellular component: intracellular membrane-bounded organelle; cytoplasm; vesicle. The coding region runs from base 212 to 4465 and encodes 1417 amino acids. Gene Ontology annotation, molecular function: clathrin binding.
AGCCUCGCCCUCGUCUCGCUCGCACUCCCCCACCUCCUCGGUCUCUCUGCCUGUCUGUCGUCUCGUCCCGUCGACCCCCCAAACCCAAACCCCUACCACCCGACCUCCCGCCGUCCCGCGCCGCGAAAACCGAGAGCGUCUGUGUGUUCGGGUGCCUGGGUGGUGGAACCAACCCUAGACGCCCGGCGGCGGGUGUCAGGCUGCGGCGGCCAUGGACGGGCCGCGGAGGGAGCGGAGGCACCACAGGAAGCAGCCGGGGUCCUCGUCCGGGGACGGGGGACCGGCCACGACGGCGGCGUCACGGGCGGCAUCGUACGGGGACGUCUUCGGCGGGCCGCCGCGGUUCGGGAGCUCUAGCCCGCCGCUGGACUACGCCGAGGUGUUCGGGGGCGUCGCCGCCACCUGCUCCAUCCCCUACCUCGACCUGCCCCCCGUCUCCCCCGCCGCAGCCGGCUUCUUCUCAUCCUCCUCCUCCUCCUCCGGCGGUGGCGGCGGCCGCGCCAAGGCGGCGGACUACGGGGAGAUCUUCGGCCGCUUCGACUUCGGGGAUUUCGCCGUGCCGUACGAGGACCUCUUCGCCCAACCGCCCCCGCCCGCUCCCGAGAUCGCCGCCGCCGCAUCCUCGUCCAACGGCAGCUCCAGAUCAUCGAUGAAAAAUGAAUCUAGUCGAUUGGAUGCUGAGUUACCUACACUUCAUCAGCACUUCAAACAGCCUGAGUGUUCUCCAACCUCCGCCACUCCAGACAGUCAGGAAUUCAGCAUGUCAUAUUACAAGACUAACCAGACGAGACCAAAUGAUCUAGUUGAGAUGACUACAGUUGAUUCUUUGACGGAUGAUGUGGUCGAUCCUUGCAAUCUGUCACAUAUCCCAGCAACUAAUCAUAUUUUGAAAAUGAAUAGUGGUGUAAUGGCUAAUGGAGACAAAGGGAAGAAGUCCCCCUCAACCACUUUUACUGCUAAUAUGAAGAGUCCUGAGAGUGACUUCAUUGUUAAUCAAAGGCAGCACAUGCCAGCAUGUCCACCUCUUUCCGGAAAUGUUUCCGCAAAUGAAAAUAACCAGAACUCUGGCUGUCAUGCAAUGCCCAGUAAUGGAAAACCUUCUCCAGAUUAUGCAUUUAUGAGGGUAUCUAAUGGUAAUAUGCAAACACAGCCGAAAGUAUCACUACCACCUUUGGGGCAGCAACCUAAAGUGCUUAACAAGAGAGAAAGUGCAGCAAAAGGAGAGAGCAAUAUGCCUCGUGCUGAAAAGAGAGCUGAUGCUACUUCGUCUAACGCUGAGACCAGUAUCAGUUCUGCUGCAGCUGCUAUGAAGGAGGCAAUGGAAUAUGCCGACGCUAGGUUAAAAGCUGCAAAGGAACUGAUGGAGAGAAAAGGUGAUAGUUUUAGAAUUCGGAAGAAGCCAAGUCAUCAUAGCAACUCAAGAUCUGUAGAAAUCAAGGCUCCCAUAGAAGCAUAUACAUUUGAAGAAAAGCUGCCAGUGAAAAAGCCAGCAAAAGAAAACAACUCUGAAAAUUUUAUGUUGGACAAGCACCAACAAGUUAGUGCAGUUAGAUCAAAUCAUUGUGAUGACACUGAAAAGAAGGCACUGCCAUUGGAAAAGCCUCAGCGGACGAGGCAAACCUGGACUGUGCCCUGUCAAACCUCUAGUAAAGUAGAGAAACUAGGCAAGUGGAGGUCAGGUGAGGAAUUUUAUGAGCUUACUGAAGAUGAUCAGAAAUGCCCUACUGAUACAGCCACAGGAGAGGAAGAUGGCUGUGGGAGAUCAAAGCCUGUCACCAAGUCCAGCAAGGGCCAAAAAGGUAGAGUUGAAGUUACCGCACUAGACUCUGACCUGGAAAGAUAUGAAGAAGUGUUGGAUGUUAAAGAUAGCAGGGACAUGGGAGUGAAAGAUAUAGAUCAGAGAGAAGAUAAUACAGUUCCAGUUGAGAAAGAGGAAGAUAGGAUGUCUACAAUUCUGGAAGUUCCUACAGAAGCUAUGGCACGCAAAGAAAAUGAUAACUCCCAUUUUGAUGGGCUUGUGACCACCAAAGGAAGCCAUGAUGAUGAUGGAAGUGUCGAGCUUCCUUCUAUAAGUGAAAUUUCUGCAGCACCAGACUUCAUCAAGGAUGUUCCUAGUUCAUUCUCAGUGGCUUACUCAUCUGAAGACCAUGCCAAUGAUCUUAGAGAUCUUGGUAAUAGUAAUACGAGGGGAAAAUCAGUAGCAGGAACGUCAGAGGAGCCCAAAAUCAGUGAACUGAAUGAAGGACAUGAAGGACUUGAGGCAGCCUGUGUUGAUGAGAUGCAAUACACUUCAGGGAGUAGUAACAAAUUACAGGAACUUCCAGAAGUUGCUAAUGUUGGUAAUGUCCAGGCAAGUCAAAUUAAAUCAUUAAUUUCAGAGGAACUUGAAGGAUCUUAUCCAACCGAAGCUUUCCCAAGGGUCAAGAAUACAGCUGGGCUCGAUGAUGAAACCUAUGGAAGGGAAAAGUUUAGUUUUAUCGGUGAAUCGUACCUGCAUAAUGAAAAUGAUAAGGUAUUUGAAGUGACGUGUGAAUCACUAAUUUCUGAAGUAGCUAAAGUUGGAAAUGAGGUCGAAGUUGGUCCUGUCACACAUUCUGAAAAGUUAGUUCCAGGCCAGGAGGCUGAGCAUCCUGAGGAGAUUGAUAUUGCUUCGCGAAACAAUAAUUUGGUAGAUCAUGACGUAUCAACUGUACUGAACGUAUUUGAGGUAGCCAGCAAGUUGAUUAAAAGAGACCUUGAUCAAGAAAUUCAAGGUUCAUUAGGGCCCAGCGAAGUGGAAAAUAGAACAGAAGCGACUGAUAUACUUGUCUCCGAUAAUAAAGGCAAAGAAGCAGAAGAUACCCCUUCAGAAAAUAAUGAGAAGACAGAUACUGAGGAAGAAUCAGCUCAUGGUAACCAGGAUGAUCAAACAACAACCCCUUCAGAAAAUAAUGAGAAGAUAGAUACUGAGGAAGAAUCAGCUCAUGGUAACCAGCAUGAUCAAACAACAUCUGCAUCUGAUGUUGACAAAGGUCAAAGUGAUUUAGGUGCACAGGGUAGUAUAGCAGUUGAUGAAAUGGGCACUGCAAUAUGUUCUGGCAACGAAGUUACCAUCGAAUCUGCUGAUGAUCGUCCCACCAGAUUAACCAUAAAUUCAAAGGAUGAGCCUGUUCCUUGUCCAGAAAUGAGUCCUGGCAUGCAGCACUUACCUCAAAAUGCUGAAUCUGCUACUUCGCAGACAUGUAAUGAAAAUAUUUCUUGUGUUAAUAAGACUAAAGGGGGUGGCAAAGAAGCAGAAAGAGAAUUACCAGCAGAAAGAUCUACAACAUUUGAAGAAGAGAAAAGUGGGAUCAUCAAAAUGGGAAGAAAAGACCCCAGAGAAAGCAUAUCAAAGGCAGAACAAAAACAUGAUCAGCCACAUUUGGAGAAGACUGGUAGUGUACCUAACUCUGUAGAAAGGCCAUUCCCAGUUUACGCUGAGGUACCAAGAAAACAGGCACCUGCGGUUCAGAACACCAAAGAUAGGGGAAACAUAAACAAAACAGAGAAGGAAAGAGAGAACGGCAAAGAGGCUUCUCAAAGGCUGGAAGAAGCAAAACAAAGGGCAAAGCUACUUGAGAAACAAAGAGAAGACAGUGAAAGAAAAGAAAUGGAAGAGCAGGAAAGGGAGAGGGAAAGGAAAAAGGAUAAACUUGCUGUUGAAAGAGCUACAAGAGAAGCUCACGAGAGGGCAUUUGCUGAUGCUCGUGAAAAGGCAGAAAAAAUGGCGUUGGAAAGGAUUGCGGCAGCACGCCAAAGGGCUUCUGCAGAGGCACGACAAAAAGAAGAGAGAGCAAGUGCUGAAGCUAGGAUAAAAGCAGAACGGGCUGCAGUUGAGCGAGCAACUGCAGAAGCUCGGGAGAGGGCAAUUGAAAAGGCUAAGGCUGAGAAGGCCGCUGCAGAGGUAAGAGAACGGAGGGAACGAUACAGAUCCUCUUCCAAGGAUAAGUCCGGCAAUCUGGAUAUUCGACAGGACAGUCAGUUUCACAGGGCCAUUGCUAGCAAAGUUGGCGAGACUGAGUCGGCUUUACGUCAUAAAGCAAGAAUAGAGAGGCAUCAACGCACCACUGAGCGUGUGUCAAAAGCACUUGCUGAGAAGAACAUGCGCGACCUGAUGGCUCAAAGAGAGCAGGCAGAGAAACAUAGGUUGUCUGAUUUCCUGGAUCCUGAGAUUAAGAGGUGGUCAAAUGGAAAGGAAGGAAAUCUGCGAGCCUUGUUGUCGACAUUGCAAUAUAUUCUUGGACCUGACAGUGGUUGGCAGCCAGUGCCACUUACAGAUCUCAUUACAGCUGUUGCCGUGAAGAAAGCCUACAGGAAGGCAACACUUUGUGUUCAUCCAGAUAAAUUACAGCAAAGGGGCGCUACAAUCAGACAGAAAUACAUCUGUGAGAAGGUUUUUGAUCUUCUCAAGGACGCUUGGAACAAGUUCACCUCGGAGGAACGCUAGGGUAGUUGGAGGAAAGCGUGAAGCAGCCAGUUCAUUUUGCUAGUCGAUCAAUUGCAUAGUAGCCCAUUAUCAUUAGUUCCUUCAUUCAAAAUAUAUUGGUGUACAUAAGCAGUUGUAGGGUAAUGAUGCCAUGGUGGAUGGUAUCUUGUGCAUGCGAGAUGAGAUGACAGUGCAUGCCUCUCCUUAAUUAGUCCGUCCGUACCUUAGACUCCAAGCUAGUGAUUCAAAUUGAAAGAGCUCCGUUAUUCCUGUGUUACCGUUUGGGAAUCAGCUGUUUAUCCAGUAGUUCCUGGGAUCCAGAUGCUGCCGAUGUGUUUGUUCUCCUGGAGGUCGUAUGACAUGAUGCCCGUGUGGGGAUGAAUGUGAAAAAUGAGGCUCUGUGAA